This is a messenger RNA of Guyanagaster necrorhizus, 417 nucleotides long. RefSeq lists its product as uncharacterized. The coding region runs from base 1 to 417 and encodes 138 amino acids. Gene Ontology annotation, biological process: protein peptidyl-prolyl isomerization. NCBI's taxonomy places the organism in Eukaryota, Fungi, Basidiomycota, Agaricomycetes, Agaricales, Physalacriaceae. The record is from RefSeq and is a predicted model, not a curated record. Gene Ontology annotation, cellular component: endoplasmic reticulum. Gene Ontology annotation, molecular function: peptidyl-prolyl cis-trans isomerase activity. The transcript has 5 exons.
AUGCAACUAGGUUGGAUAAUCUGCCUCUUCUUCCUCUCUUUUGUACUGGCCGUCGAGCCACCAAAGGAGCUGGAGAUUCUUACGACUUACACUCCUGAGGAGUGUACUGUCAAGGCUGCGAAGGGGGAUUCUAUUAGGGUUCACUAUACUGGAACCUUGCACGCCAAUGGAAAUAAAUUUGAUUCGAGUCAUGACCGCGGUUCACCGCUCCCUCUUACACUGGGUGUAGGCCAGGUCAUCUCAGGAUGGGAUGAAGGUCUCCAAGGCAUGUGCGUCAACGAAAAGAGGACACUCAUCAUUCCCUCGGACAAGGCAUACGGCUCUCGAGGAUUCGGAAGCAUCAUCCCACCCAACUCUGCGCUCGUAUUCGAUGUCGAGUUGGUUGGCUUGGAUUCCAAAGUUCGCGACGAGCUCUAG